AUGGCGGCUGCGGCACCAGGUGCAGCGUUUCCAAUGGAUAUUAAUAUAGCCGAAAAGGAGGUUUACCAACUUGUAUCAACAGCUGAUCUCUCGGAGCUGACCAGCAAUAAAGUUCGAAAACAUUUAAGUGAAACUUUCGGAGUAAAUUUCGAUCCUUAUAAGGAUAAAGUGAAUGAUUUGACACGUCAGGCGAUCUUGAAGUUGAAUAAAAAGAACGAGGAGAGUGAUAGCGAUUCGGACGACGACAAGAAUGACGAUGAAGAUAAAAAAUCUGACUGUAAGAAAGAGUCUUCGUCGUCGUCAGAUUCGGAUUCGGACCAUGGAGUUGCUUCUACGCAGCGAGCCAAGAAGAAGUCGAAGGUGAAGGAUGCUUCGCCAGAAUUCAGUGAUCUCGCAACAACGAUCAAAUCGACACGCAGAGCUGCUGCUUCAAGAGCGAUGAAAGAUAUUAAGAAAUCUGCUGGUCCUCUUUCGGGAAAUAAGAGAAAGAAGGAGAAGGAUCCGAAUGCAGACAAUUCAGGCAAAUUCGGACGAAUGACCAAAUUGUGCUACAUCACCCCAGAAUUGCAGGAGAUUGUUGGCAGCAAAUACAUGAAACGGUGUGAUGUGGUCAAGAAAUUAUGGGAAUAUAUCAAGGAGAAUAACCUCACCGAUCCAAAAAAUAAACAAUUUGUGAUUAGCGAUGCCAAACUUGAAACUAUCAUGAAGCGCAAGAGAUUUAAGGGAUUCUCAAUGGUUAAAUUCUUGACGAAACAUGUCAUUAAUCCCGGAGACAUUGAUGCCGAAACCGUCGCUGAAGCCAAUGAAGAAAUGGAACGUUUGAAACGGGAAUGGAGGGAACGCCAAAUGGCAAAAGAAGCGAUAGUUGAUGACGAUGACGAUGAUGAGCCGAAAUCAAAGAUUCCCAAACAGGAAGCGACGAAAAGCGACGAUGAUGAUGAUGAUGAGGCAAAUGAUUCUGACAGCUCACUUAUCUCAUCUCGUAUUAAUUUUCAACUAGCUCUUUACACCAAAACUUGUUUGAGCAGAUUCAUUGACGGGCACAAAAACCGAAUGGAGCGAGAAUCGAGAUCGAAACCCAAAAAAACGGCGAUUCAAUCGUUUCUUGGGCGAUUAAAUCGAAGUAAGAGCCGAGAUGUUGAAAAGAAAGUUGUCGAAAAUGGGAAUGAAAAUCGAGAUCCCAAAGGUGUUCCAUUGUCGAAAAGCGACGGAAUGAUCAAGCAUGCAAGACGACCAUCAACAUGCUCACAGGCAUCCAAUCCAAGGAAAACCACUUCUGAGCAUGAUUUGGUGACGGCGGUGAACACCACAAGCAGCAGCAGCAGCACAACAUCGCCAAUUAGAAAUCAGGAGCAGCAGCAGCAGACAAGUGCGGUGUCGGAAAUGGAUUUGAGAUUUGUGACAAGUCGAAAUGAUCAUAUGUCAUUCCCAUUCGAAGAAACAUUUGGCUUCGGCGAAACUUCUCAGCGCGGAUUUCUGUCUGAAAAUGAUUUAUCGUUGGGUGCCGUCGAUUUUCCGGAAGUCACGCGAACGCCAAGUUAUUUGCGAGUCUCGAGAGCUCUUAAUGGAUAUACAAAAACACCGAAACGAGAUUUGUCUGCAAACUCACCUAUAAAUCGAAUGGGCGAAAGCUUGGUUGAACGAAGAUUAAAAAUGUUCUCGCAACCGCAAGAUCGAACGAAACAAAUUGCCGAUGAAUUCGGAACUCCGGUUGCAAGUUCGACAUCUGCUUCAUCACAUUCGAAUGGCGAUAUGUAUGUUUCGUUUUUUUUGCAGGAUUUUCCCUUGGUUUUUGCAUUUGUCUCGUUCCGCAGUGAUCUAGCAAUUUUCUAA
Caenorhabditis bovis is the source of this 1833-nucleotide messenger RNA. The record is from the annotation of a GenBank genome assembly. Lineage: Eukaryota; Metazoa; Nematoda; Chromadorea; Rhabditida; Rhabditidae.